CCUUUGACGAGGGUCAUCUACUGCAUUAUCUACUCUCAGAGAGGGGCAUAGCGUUCAAGGGAAGGAGCAUUUGCAUUUUUCGGAAAUGGGAUUCGGCAUCGAGGCGUUUAGAGGUGUGUUGCAAAAACAAAGCAAGAGAGCAAGCAUACGGCGGGCAAUUGGGUAUUUCAAAAAUAGGGGUCUGGGGUCUCUGGGUUGGUUUUGUUUAAAGAGGACGAGAUCCAUGGCUUGUUUGUUUCUUUGGUUUUUUUUAUUUCAUUUCUUCGUUUCUACAUCUUAUACAUUCGACCGCACACAAAAAUGCGAUGAAGCCUUUUACUUCUUUCAUUUUAUGCCUCUUUUUUUCCCUUUCCUAUUUUCCCUUUGUCAUGGCAUUGCUAGCAAGUAGCACUAGGAACAUGAAGGGUAUUAUUGCUCUGUCCGAAUUCUUGGUAACCCAACGUCCACUAGUCUCUUUUCCUCUUUGUUCG
This is a messenger RNA of Colletotrichum godetiae, 470 nucleotides long. RefSeq lists its product as uncharacterized. Lineage: Eukaryota; Fungi; Ascomycota; Sordariomycetes; Glomerellales; Glomerellaceae. The coding region runs from base 86 to 388 and encodes 100 amino acids. The record is from RefSeq and is a predicted model, not a curated record. The transcript has a single exon.